CUUCACUCCUCAGCAUGUCCGAGCCAGCUCGCCGCUCGCCACGCAAGGGCCGCAGCUCGCUUUCCGCCGCCGCAGCCAGCGGCACCGCUGCUGCCGGCAGCGCCGCCGCCUCGUCGUCCAAGCCGCGCCUCGCGCGCCGCCCGCAGAGCGUCGGCGGCAAGCAGCUGCAGGCCAUGGCCGAGGAGCUCGAUGCCGCCGCCGCCGAGCCACGCCUCGACGACGAUCUGCUGCCGGCGUCGCGCCGCCACGUCCCCGGCCCGCGCAAGUCCUCCAUCCGCACGCGCGCUCCACAGGUAUUUGCCAGUCCGUCCGGCGUCGUGCCUUCUCCUACGACGCGCAAGUACGUCUCGUCCGGCCUCAACCUCACUGCGCCGCUUGCGCCGCUUGGCUCGUCGAGCAGCAUCAACCAGGUGCUGGACGACGCCGGCGUCGCACCACCGGCAGCAGCCAAGCCGCCGGCCCUCGUGCGCUCGGCAUCGACGCCGGCUCUGGAGAGCGCCGACGCUGCAGCGACAGAGGCGCAUGCAGCAGCAGCGGCGUUGGAGAGCAGCGCCAGAGAGCCUGCUGCCGCCUUGGCCUACUCUGGCUCGCACACCAUCGCCAUUGGCAGUGAGGGCAGCGGGCGCAGCGAUGCGGCAGUCGCAGCGGCGCGCAAGCGGCGCGUCACAUUCACACGCAUGGUGGCCCGGACCGACUUUGAGCGGGACGAGCCGACGAUGCGCAUCCAGCCGGCCGGCAACGCAGAGGGUCCGCUGCUUCCCGACACGACCUCCUCGUCGGUCUCGCGCGCCACGUCCGACUCGGACAGCGAUUCCGAGGAUGACAUUGAUCUGCUCAUCGCCUCGUCGUACCGAGAGGCGGGCGCAGCCGGCGAGGACAGCAACAUGGACAUCUCGGAGCUGACUGGCGCUCAGCCAGCGGGCGACCAGUCGCAGAGCAUGGAGUUCACGCAGGCGCUCGGCCGCGUCGUGUCUGCCCAGGCCGGUGCAGCGCCGCAGCGGCGCCGCGAUUCUGGCAUUCCGGCGCAGCGCUACGUCGAGGGCGAAGACGACGAGGAUGACUCGUCGUUCGACGACUCGGUGGACAACGACGCGGCACUGCAGCGUGCGACAGACGACAAUCGCACGCAGACGAUGGAGUUCACGACGGCCGUGGGCGGACUUGUGCAGCUCAACGGCCAGGCGACGCUCGAUGAGACCAUGGAGGAGGCGAUGGAGAUGGACGAGAGCGCCAUGGACAUGACGCAGGCCCUUGGCGCCAUUCAGCACGUGGCGCGGCGCAGCAGCCUGGCCGCACCGGCAGCGGCCGCUCCACGGCGCUCAGCCGCGCCGCGGCGUUCGCGCGCUUCGGUCGCACAGACAGAGGGCGAGCAGUCGAUGGCGAUGGACAUGACGCAGGCGUACGGCGCCAUUCGCUCUGUUGCGGGCCAGAAGCGUGCGGCAGACGAGACGUUCGACACGGACGACUGGGACGACUCGGCAAUGAUGCCAAACGCAGCAGACGCCUCGGCGAUGGACAUGACGAUCGCACACGGACGCAUCAACAGUCCUGUUCGACCGACUACCGCCUCGCCUCGCAAGUCGCACGCGCCUGUGUCGCCGCAUCGUUUCGCCCUCGCUCCUCCUCGAGGCGUGGCCACCACGCCUUCGAAGCGCCAAGCGCUCUCCGGCGCCGGCUCUCGGCCACAGUCGCCCGCCAAGACAGGCACUGUCUCGCAGCGUGCCUCACCCGCAAAGUCGAUGUUUGCUCAGCCGAGCCCGGCGCGUGCCAACUCGCCGACGAAGUUCCGGCAGUCGCUGCGCGGCGCACCGUCGCCUGGCGCAGGCACGCAGUCGCCAGCACGCCGUGUGCCGGUGGCGCGUGUCUCGGUGCCCGCAGCGCCUGCGCUGCAGCUCGAGACGGUCAAGCCCGAGGCGCCGGCUAGCCCUCUUGCACCUGCCGUCGCGCAAGAAGCACGAGCGCUGAGUGCGCCCGGCCGCAAGGCCUACGUGCCGGCCGCCGCGUCUGGCCCAUCGCGGCCGCGAAGCAGCUUCAUGGCGGCCACCUAUGCGCCCGAGCCGAGCGACACGUCGACGUCGUCGUUCCACAGCGCCCGGAUGGGCAGCAGUGAGGCCGAGUCGCUGCGUGCCGUCUCUGUGUCCGAGUUCUUUGCGCUCCUCGGCGUGACGUUCCACGAGGGCAUCACUUCUGCGAGCCGCCGGCAGGUGGAGCGUCCUGCCUCGGCGCCCGAAGAGCGCGCAGGUGUGCAGACGAUGCGCAUGGCGAAGGCCGCAGCUGGCAGUGUGCCGAUGCUGGAUGGCCUCGUCACGGCCUGUCGUGAGCUGCAGCAGCACAUCCAGAAGGGCCGCGCCGAGCUCACAGAGACGGAGACGGCCUUUCUGGAGCAGCCGCCGCCCUUUGUCCACGACGUGCUCACCUGCGAGCCGGAUGCGCGCAAGGAGUCCGAGGCACAGUGCAAGCUGCAGAAGUCGGCAGCACGUGCACACGCACUCGAGAAGUACUACGGCUGGCGGCUCGACAAUCAGUUUGGGCCGGAGCUCGUGGCGCUGCUCGAGACGAACCGUGAUCGGCUGCAGGCGGAUGCGCAAGUCGUGCAGACCGAGGGCGCGGCGAUGCGCGAGCGCAUCUUGCCGGCGCUGCGGGCGCGCCGCGAGGAGCUGGCGCGCGAGCUGAGCCGCGAGAAGCGAAGACGCGAGCUGAUUGCCGAGGCGGACCCGGCUGAGAUGGAGGGGCUGUACGAGAGCAUCGAGGAGCAGGGGCAACAUCUCGAGGGCAUCCGUGCACGCAACGGCGAGCUCGAGGAGCAAGUCUCGCGCGUCGAUGCACGCCUCGAGGAGGCCAACGGCAAGCGCGCCAACAUUGAGAGCGCCAUUGCCGAGGCGCGCGCCGUGUAUGAGCAGAUCAAGGGCUACACCAAGGGCGAGGCUGCCCGCCUGCUCCGCGAGGUGCGCAACCUGGAGGCACUGCAUCUCUGGCGUCUCCGCGACGACUCGGCCGACGGCGUGCUGGAGCUGGUGCACGACGGUGCACUCGAGGUGACGCUGCGCAUCGACGAGGAGGGCCACGUGCCGUCUUACGACCUGGCGCUUGCGCCAAGCGCCCAGAAGAGCCCGGUCGCCGUGUGGGCACUGCAGGUGCUCACUGAGGCCAGGGAGCGCAAUGCGGGCGCAGACAUGGUCACGAUGAUGCGCGACAUUGCCCGCUCGUGGACGCGCACGCGCUACGUGCUCGCCGCGCACGAGCAUCUCAACACGCUCUUCCCGAGCACGCUGACCGCCGUGGCCUCCGGCAAGUCCAGCAUGCUGCUGCAGGCCGACGUGCUGCUCGUGCGUCGGCGCGCCAAGCUCGUCGUCAGUGUCGAGUGUGCGCCGCCGAGCCUGCUCGAGCGCGGCGCCGUGCUUGAUGCCGAGAAGGUCAGCGUGCAGCUCGUCUAUGGCAACGUCGAUGCUGCCGCCGUCACGGCCCAGAUCGCCGACUGCCUCGGUGCCUCGACGGCCAACGACGCCCUCGCCAAGGCCGUGCUCGAGGCCCGCGCCACCUUUGACGCAUGAUCGUCCCAUGCCAUCUCUUUGCUGUCUGUCUUGCUCGGCACUCCUGUCUCCUUCUGUACCUGCUUGUACUGCCUACGUGUACGUCUAUGAUAUCCCUCACGCCCAG
Molecule: messenger RNA, 3657 nt
Organism: Tilletiopsis washingtonensis
Lineage: Eukaryota; Fungi; Basidiomycota; Exobasidiomycetes; Entylomatales
Exons: 8
Coding region: 15-3551 (1178 amino acids)
Biological process (GO): mitotic sister chromatid biorientation; mitotic spindle assembly checkpoint signaling; protein localization to kinetochore
Source: RefSeq, a predicted model, not a curated record